Messenger RNA from Eurypyga helias (sunbittern), 1068 nucleotides. RefSeq names its product zinc finger protein 92 (gene ZNF92). NCBI's taxonomy places the organism in Eukaryota, Metazoa, Chordata, Aves, Eurypygiformes, Eurypygidae. The annotation marks the transcript as partial. The record is from RefSeq and is a predicted model, not a curated record. Gene Ontology annotation, molecular function: RNA polymerase II cis-regulatory region sequence-specific DNA binding; DNA-binding transcription factor activity, RNA polymerase II-specific. The transcript has 5 exons. Gene Ontology annotation, biological process: regulation of transcription by RNA polymerase II. Gene Ontology annotation, cellular component: nucleus.
GUGAGAAACCUUUUGAAUGUAACAUUUGUGGGAAACACUUCUCACAGGCAGGUAAUCUCCAGACACAUUUACGUCGACAUUCUGGUGAAAAGCCAUAUAUUUGUGAAAUCUGUGGGAAAAGAUUUGCUGCUUCUGGUGAUGUUCAGCGUCAUAUUAUUAUUCACUCUGGAGAAAAGCCUCAUCUGUGUGAUAUCUGUGGCAGAGGAUUCAGUAACUUUAGUAAUCUGAAGGAGCACAAAAAGACCCAUACGGCAGAUAAAGUAUUCACCUGUGAUGAAUGUGGGAAGUCAUUCAACAUGCAGCGAAAAUUAGUAAAGCACAGAAUUAGGCAUACCGGAGAGAGACCAUACAGCUGUUCAGCAUGUGGGAAGUGUUUUGCAGGCUCUGGUGACCUGCGCAGACACGUGAGGACUCACACAGGAGAAAAACCCUAUACCUGUGAAACUUGUAACAAAUGCUUCACUCGCUCUGCUGUCCUGCGGCGGCACAAGAAGAUGCACUGUAAAGCCGCCGAUGAAGGUCCAAACUCCCUAGAUGAAUUUACUCAAGGGAUUGAAGCUUCUGACCUUGACAAAUCUCAGAGUUCUGACUCUUUUGGCCAAGAAAUGUCUGUUACGUUGUUGCCAGUGUCUGUUAAAUUUCCCGUUCGUCCAUCUGCAGAUUCAACUGAAUUUGAGAGUUCUGCGGAUUCGUACUGUAAGUUGCGGUCGAUGAUUCAGCACCAUGACUCCGCAAACCAACAGAAACUGAAUGUGGAGUCUCCUAAACUCCCAAAAGCUCAGGCACAGCAGACUCCUCCCCCCCCUCCAUAUGCUUACGCAGACGUAGAUGUAUCUUCUGCAGAAGAGCCCUUGCAGUCUGAUAACAUUCCCAUGAUUCGUUCCUCUAUGGUUGGCUUGGACAGUCACUGUAACGAUCCGCUAGGCAGUCGAACGUCAUCUGCUGCAUACAAGAGUAACGAAGGACCCUUCUUCUCCAGCAUGACCCUUUGGGGUUUAGCUAUGAAGACUUUGCAGAACGAAAGCGAAUUGGAACAGUGAAGGCUCCGGUGACCGCAUCUUCCUAGAG